Molecule: messenger RNA, 1562 nt
Organism: Botrytis sinoallii
Lineage: Eukaryota; Fungi; Ascomycota; Leotiomycetes; Helotiales; Sclerotiniaceae
Exons: 4
Coding region: 446-1345 (299 amino acids)
Molecular function (GO): oxidoreductase activity
Source: RefSeq, a predicted model, not a curated record
CUCACUCCGACUUUCUGAACCAAUGAACUUAUGUGCAUCUCAAUUCUUACCUCACUUACCCAUCAUGAGAGACCAUUCUCGAUCCCAUAAAACUCCUUACAUCAUGGAUCUCGACUCGAAAGGACCGAAAUCUUUAGGAGCUACCCCUCCAUUGAGUAUCAAGCAUUGAUAUCAUAAUGCGCUUAACCAAUCGUCCUCGUUUUAUAUGGAGUGUUUCGGAGCUUUUGGUCCCUUUUCUGAUCGAGAAGUGUAUGGUGAUCGUCACAUAGCUUUUGGACAAGGUGCAUCAUAUUGUUGAUGAGUAUAAGAAAAGAUGAAGUUCUGCGUAAAUUGGUUAAGAAUUCUUUUUCCAUAGACAAUUAUUCUCUAAUCACUUUGAUACCAUCAAAUUCAAUAACCAAAAUCACUCAACCAAACCCAUCGAAACACAUUCGAACAAUCAAAUAUGUCUGCAAGCAAGGGUCAUUUCGAACAGGGUCAUCAACCUCCCGUGUCCCACCAAUCUUCCGCUCCAGGUCAACAAACCGAACUGCCAAAAGAAGCCAUCAACGACCAACUCCCCACCGACGAUGGAGGCUACCAACCAUAUCUCGCCGCCGGUAAACUAAAGGGCAAGAAAGCCUUCAUCACCGGUGGGGAUAGUGGAAUUGGUCGUGCCGUCGCCAUCUUAUAUGCUAUGGAAGGAGCAGAAAGUUCCAUCAUCUAUACACCCGAAGAAGAAAAAGAUGCACAAGAAACCAAGAAGCUGGUUGAGGCCAAGGGAGGAAAGAUCCAUUUGUUCUCGGCAGAUUUGAAGAGCCAGCAGGCUUGUAAAAAUGUAGUCGAGAAAGCUAAGGAGGCUAUGGGAAGAAUCAACAUUUUGGUCCUGAAUCAUGGUACUCAGAUGAUGGUGGAGACCAUUGAUGAGUUAACUGAAGAUCAAUGGAUUAACACUUUUGAUGUUAACAUCCAUCCAUUCUUCUUCCUUUCCAAAUAUGUCCUCCCACAAAUGUCCCGCGGUGAUACAAUCAUCACCUGCGCUUCCGUAAACCCAUACAUCGGUCGCCCAGAUCUUCUCGACUAUACUUCCACCAAAGGUGCUAUCGUAGCCUUCACCCGCGCCCUUUCUAACCAACAAAUCAGCAAGGGGAUCCGCGUCAACGCCGUCUGCCCCGGUCCCAUCUGGACCCCUCUUAUCCCCGCAACCAUGAACGAGAAAGCACAAAAAGAAUUCACAUCUCCCAUGGGUCGUCCCGGUCAACCAUCAGAAUGCGCAACUUGUUUUGUAUUCUUGGCGAGUGCGGACAGUAGUUUUAUUAGCGGACAAAGUUUGCACCCUAAUGGAGGUGUGCAGGUUGGUUCUUAGACGAACGGGAAGCUUGCGGUUAAUGAAUGAGGAGUAAUAUUACUUCAAUGAAUACCUCAUCACCUAUUGUAAAAGUUGACGUGAUGAUUUGGCCAUAGAAUUAAAUAUCGUGGGCAUGACACAUGAGAGACAAUAAAAUUUUCAAGUUGGACUACAUCACCCCUAUUCUCGGUAGACGACCCAGCUUCCCUCGCCUCCCUUCUAUUUCCAAAAUCCA